UGUGGCUAUCGCGGAAGGGAGCGGCGGCGAACCCAGCUCGGUGAGUCGUCGUCGGCGGCGGCGGCGACGGCGACGGCUAGGACCACGUGACGCGGAUCAGCUCGGAGGCAGCGACGACCCAUCUCUGAUCUCCCUCACGUUCAGAGGCGCGACCAAGCGUCGAGGGGGAGCGCUCGACGGCGAGAGUCAUGCAGGGGGCGCGUGUUAAUCUGAAGGGGUGGCAACAGGCUGCUGUUGCAUUCGGUUCUGCAUUUGGGGCCUUGCUUGACCCUAGAAGAGCUGAUCUGAUAGCUGCUCUUGGGGAGACUACUGGGAAGCCAGCAUUUCAGCGUGUGCUUCAGCGGAUGAGGAACAGUGCUGAAGGCAGGGAUGUUCUCCUGGAGCGUCCUCGAGUUAUAUCCACACAAGUUUCUCAUGCCUGGGACAUGCCUCAGAACACAUUUGGUGCAGCAUAUGCUCAGUUCAUGGGAUCAAGGAACUUCUCACCGGAUGACCGCCCACCUGUCCGUUUCAUGGAUACAGAUGAGCUUGCGUAUGUUGCGACCCGCGCCCGUGAAGUCCAUGACUUUUGGCAUGUGCUGUUCGGCCUUCCUACGAACCUGAUUGGAGAGACUGCCCUUAAGGUCAUUGAGUUUGAACAGAUGUUCCUUCCAAUGUGCAUGCUUUCAGUCGUUGGGGGCUCUGCGAGGUUCAAUGAGAAACAAAGGACACUGUUUUUUCAGCAUUAUUUCCCAUGGGCUUCAAAAGCAGGUCUUAAGUGCACAGAUCUUAUGUCUGUGUACUAUGAGAAGCAUUUUCAUGAAGAUUUGGAUGAAGUGAGGAGGAACUGGGGAAUUAUACCAUGCCCUGAUCCCAAAAGGAGCAGUGUUUAGACUUUUAGAUCGGUACAUUUUGCAUGAAAGAUGUCUGAACUUGGUUUUCACUUUGUCUACGUUAGUAUUAGCUCUUCCCUUUCAAGAAUAAUAGCAAGAGUUAUGCUAUUGAUACCUAAAAAAACUAGUAAUUCUCUUUAACUUAGCAUAGCAACUAAGCUUGCAAUGUUGAUGUUCCCUUUAACAAUAGUGUAGAUGAGUUAAUUACAUUUUUAUGUGUAAUACUAGCUGAAUGCCGGUACUUCGCUAUGGACAGAAGAAAACAUAUCAUAAUAUUGUCUGAAAUAAAUAAAAUUAUAUUUUCCGUGA
This is a messenger RNA of Oryza sativa Japonica Group (Japanese rice), 1181 nucleotides long. RefSeq names its product ubiquinone biosynthesis protein COQ4 homolog, mitochondrial. NCBI's taxonomy places the organism in Eukaryota, Viridiplantae, Streptophyta, Magnoliopsida, Poales, Poaceae. The record is from RefSeq and is a predicted model, not a curated record. Gene Ontology annotation, biological process: ubiquinone biosynthetic process. Gene Ontology annotation, cellular component: mitochondrial inner membrane.